Cuscuta epithymum is the source of this 4954-nucleotide messenger RNA. NCBI's taxonomy places the organism in Eukaryota, Viridiplantae, Streptophyta, Magnoliopsida, Solanales, Convolvulaceae. The record is from the annotation of a GenBank genome assembly.
UCUGGGUCGGGUUUUUGCUAAACCCGGAAAUUACCCGGAAGGUCUCGGGUUAUGAAAAUUAGGGACCGGAACAAAACCCAUUAUAUUUGGUCCGAGUCGGGUUUUUGGUAGCCCGGGUUCGGUCCGGGGUCGGGUUGGACCAGUUAAAGCCCGGCCAUGAAAUAUGUCAUUGUUCUUUUAUAUUUUAACACUUAUUUUCAAAUAAAAUCAAUCAAAAAUACAAACCGCAAAUAAUAACACAAAUAUUAGUCUCCAAAAUCACCAACAAUUCAAAUUUAAAGAAGAUAAUUAUCUUAAUAUUUUAUGUAAGAUGUAUAUAUAAAAAUAAUAUAGGUUUCUUAAAAAUAUUACGAAAUAAAUUUUAUAAAUCAAAAAGUUACUAGAGUUGCUAUAAAUAUAUUCUCAUGGUCAUCAUUACGCUAAACAAAUUCAACAUAUUUGUAGUCACUAAAAGUUACUAAAUCUUUUUUUUAUCCACCGUGAUUAUAAUCAUAUAUUAGGAAAUAUUUUAUUAUAUUCAUAUACUAUAUGAAUUUUAUAUUAAAACUAAUUGUUUCGGGUUUUUUCGGUCCGGGCCGGGUUAUAGAUUUUAAGGCCUGUUAAUGAGCCCGGAAUUUUCGGUUCGGUCCGUUUUUUUUUAAUUCGGGCCGGUUAAAAAGAAAAAACCCGGACCGGGAUCAUAAUUCGGGUCGGUCAAGGGUCGAUUUCUGGAUUUCGGUUCGGUUUUUCCCAAAAAUUUUCCUAAAAUUGAAACUAUAUGAUUUUUUUUGGGACGCCAGUCACGCCACAAAAAGAUGAAUGAGAAGAAUGUUAUGAGCGGAAAUGGAUACAAUAAUAAUCACAUAAAUAUUAAAGUGACAUUUUUUAGAAAUUCAUGGUGACGCCAUAUAUAUGAAAGCUUACACAUCAGACCGAAAUUUUCAAUGUAUUGUUAAGGGCCCCAAUGAGAGUAAGUGUUAGGCCCACUUCACAUAACAUGCCAAGUCCAAAGAGUCAUCAGACUUCCCAUCAUGUACCCCCACUAAGAGCAUCUCCAAUGCUAUAAUGUCCACGGUGCACAUGUGGCAUGAUGAUAGCCACAUAAUUAUUAGCAAAUAAAUUAUUUCUCUCCUUAUUUGAAUGAUUUUAUACAAUUUUGGUAAGUUUUUCCCUGCAAUGUCAAUAACAAUGUCAACAUUAGACGGUCUCCUUGACAUUGUGGAGAAAAACUUACCAAAACUGUAUAAAAUCAUUCAAAUAAGGAGAGAAAUAAUUUAUUUACUAAUAUUUAUGUGGUCAUAUCUCAUGCCACGUGUGCACCGUGCACAUUGUACCAUUGAAGAUGCUCUAAAUAAAGCAUUCCCAUGGUACCUGUUCCCUUCCCUUCUCCACCUCUCACCCUUUUCAGCUUAGCACCUCCCAACUUGUUGCGUAUGUAAAGAAUUAAAUAUCACUUUCGCACUGCUUAAAUUUGUUAUUGGCAGCCCAGAUUUCAGAAUCAGAUUCAAUCCAAAGACAGAUAGAUAAGAUGAUGCUUCCAUUUCUAAAGAUCAAGAUUGCCAUUUUACCACCACAACAAAUAAUAAGUUAUAAGUUGUGAGUUCUAAAUCAAGUUUCUCUGUAGUUAGCCCUAAUUAGUAAUUAGAGGAAGUUAGUUUUCUUGGUAAAAUGAAACAGUGUAAAUAAUAACAAUCACUUUCUGUGUUGCGCAAUAAUUCAUGAAAAAAAGAUUUGUUUUUUUAACUGUGAAAUCCAAAAUUUGAAGCUCUCAGACCAACAGAACUUUCAACCUUGUCAAAGAGAGAUGGUUAGGGAAGGCACUUAAGGGAUAGGUGGAAUUGUUUCUUUUUCUUCAUGGAUAUAUAUCUCUUUUAAAUAAAAUAUAUAGAAAAAAGUAAAAUAAAAAUGACUUGUGGCUGCAACUUGCCCCAGCAUUUCUCUUCUUGGUAACCCCACUAUGUUAACCAACCACCCCAACUCUCUCCUCCAGGUUUGUGCUAGGAAUAAUUUUAAAUAAUCGAAAUUCACACAAUAAUUGGCAGAAUAAAAUUAAGCUUUUAUAUAUAUAAUUGAAAAAUAAAAAAAUUAUAAUAUUAUUUUAAUAUUCACAAAUAUCUGAGGGUUAUUCGUAUUUAAAGCAGCAAAUUCAUAUAUUAUUUUAAUAUUCACAAAUAUCUGAGGGUUAUUCGUAUUUAAAGCAGCAAAUUCAUAUAUUUUGAUUAUUAUUUUACAUAAACUACAACAGUAGUGUGAAUAAUAUUUGGGUUGUAAAAUUUUCCAAUGUUAUCUUUAUAGCUUAUUUAUUUAUGGCCUGUAGUUAUUGAAGUAAUGCUGAAAGCAACCAACACUCAGGGGUUUGGAGAGGAUAAGAUUCACUCAUUUCCUUCAUGAGAGAGAGUAUACAAUUUGUGGUCAAGAAAAGCACAAUACUGGGUAUGGUGGGUGCUCUGUAGGUGGUGGGAAGGAAGGAGUGUUUCUGGACACAGGGUUCCUAGAAUAUUGGAGAGAUGACAAGUGUAGUAUGGUUUAGGAGGGAUCUGAGAGUGGAAGACAACCCUGCUUUGGCUGCUGGGGUUAGGGCAGGGGCAGUUGUGGCAGUCUUCAUAUGGGCUCCUGAAGAAGAAGGGCACUAUUUUCCUGGAAGGGUAUCAAGAUGGUGGCUUAAGCAAAGCCUGGCUGAUCUUGACUAUUCUCUGAGGAGCCUUGGGACUACCCUUAUCACUAAGAGAUCCGCAGAUAGUGCUUCUUCUCUCCUUGAAGUUAUCAAAUCCACUGGUGCCACUCAACUAUUCUUCAACCACUUAUAUGAUCCUUUGUCACUUGUUAGGGAUCACCGCACGAAGGAGAUUUUAACUAGCCAAGGGAUAACCGUGCGCUCCUUCAAUGCCGACUUGCUUUAUGAACCAUGGGAAGUUCUUGAUAGUGAAGGACAGCCUUUCACAACCUUCACAGGUUUUUGGGACAGAUGCCUGAGCAUGCCUUAUGAUCCAGAGGCUCCACUUCUUCCUCCUAAAAGGAUCAUUUCUGGUGAUAUCUCCAAAUGCCCUUCAGUAAACUUGGUGUUUGAAGAUGAAUCAGAGAGAGGAAGCAACGCUCUUCUAGCCCGAGGAUGGUCGCCUGGGUGGAGGAAUGCAGAUAAGGCAUUAACAACUUUCAUAAACGGGCCGCUGAUCGAGUACUCAAAGAACCGCUGGAAAGCUGACCGCGCAACAACCUCUUUGCUCUCCCCACACUUACACUUUGGGGAAGUCAGUGUCCGAAAAGUAUUCCAUCUUGUUCGCAUGAAGCAAGUUCUUUGGGCCAAUGAAGGGAACAAAGCGGGUGAAGAGAGUGUUAAUCUAUUCCUUGAGUCUAUCGGGUUGAGGGAGUAUUCAAGAUAUAUAAGCUUUAACCAUCCAUACAGCCACGAAAGGCCGCUUCUCGGUCAUCUAAGGCACUUCCCUUGGGUAAUUAAUGAGGGACACUUUAAGGCGUGGAGGCAAGGGAGGACGGGUUACCCGUUGGUGGAUGCGGGUAUGAGGGAACUGUGGGCCACCGGAUGGUUACAUGAUCGGAUACGGGUUGUGGUUUCGAGUUUCUUUGUGAAGGUUUUGCAGCUUCCAUGGAGAUGGGGAAUGAAGUACUUUUGGGAUACUCUGUUAGAUGCAGACCUUGAGAGUGAUGCUCUUGGUUGGCAAUAUAUCUCUGGUACCCUUCCCGAUGGGCGCGAAUUGGAUCGCAUUGAUAAUCCACAGUUUGAAGGUUACAAGUUUGAUCCGAAUGGGGAGUAUGUACGCCGCUGGCUACCGGAACUUGCUCGGCUUCCCACCGAAUGGAUACACCACCCGUGGGACGCCCCGGAGUCCGUUCUCCAAGCGGCAGGGAUUGAACUCGGAUCAAACUACCCUCUCCCGCUCGUCUGGAUCGAUGCAGCCAAAGUCAGGCUACAAGAGGCCCUCGUCACGAUGUGGCAGCACGAAGCCGCCUCUAGGGCUGCUGUCGAGAACGGUGUCGAGGAAGGACACGGCGACUCCAGUGAAUAUAUCCCGGUUGCCUUCCCUGAGGACAUCAUGCAAACAACCGAUCCGAAUGUUGAGUCCCCGCUCAGAAACAACAACCAAACAGCGACUACUAUAACCCGCGGCGGCGGUUAUCAGGACCAGAUGGUUCCCAGCAUUACUUCUUCUCUUUCUCGGGGUAGUUCGAUGUAUCUCAGAAAUCCAAGCGAGGAUAACCGAGCGGAAGUUCCAAGAAAUGAUAAUCUGACUGAGGAAGAGCCAAGGAGGAGGAACAGGGCGGGACAAACAGGUCCCCCUCAACCACCAAUUAAUGUCCGUCCUAGGAGGAAUUCUGAAGACUCCUCCACGGCUGAUUCUUCCAACAGCAGCCGUGGCGUGGUUCCUGUGUGGUCCCCGCCGAGUAGUAAUUACUCGGCAAGCGAUGAUAAUGUCACCACCAGUUCAUCUUAUUUGCAAAGGCCACACCGUCAGCUAAUGAACUGGAAUCGGCAACGGCUGUCUCAGACAGGUUUCCCCUGAAUCUUUGGUAAUCUCUAGUUUCUUCAACUUGAUGAUAGCAGGUGAUGGUUUACAAGAUAUGAUGAUCAAGAUUUGAGGUUAACAAGAUCUAGGUACUGUAAUUCUAAUUAAGCCGAUCAACGAUCAAUGCAUGUAUGUGUGUGUAUUAGCUGAUGAUUAGAAUGGAUGAGGCGAUUCUUUUUCUUUUACUCGUUCCUUUUGUUGUAUCAUAUGGUAGAAAUGAUGUUCUACAACUGAACAGUAUACACAUUUUGUAAGGGCGAAUAAUCUUCACAUUGGCUGCAAGUCAUGUCAUAAACCCUGCUUUGUGCCUCUCUUCAUUCUUGUCUUGAUUGCUGCAUAUGUUUUGUUUAACCCAUGUACACAAAUACUUCUAUUGCGUGAUUUGUAUGUAAUUAGUCAAAAAUUGUAUGGACACAGAGCAUUGUUGCUUUUUGAACCGUUGGAUUGCAUCCAUC